CCCCGCCCCCUCCCCGAGAUGGCCGCCGCCGCCGCCGCCGCCGAGGCCGAGUCCCCGCCGCCGCCCCCCGGUGUGAGGCCGGGCCGUGGGCCGGGCCUGGGGGCUCGGCUGCGGGGCUGCUGCUGCUGUGUGACGGUGGAGCCGGCGCUGUUCAUGGCCAUGCUGGCGAUGGUGCUGCAGGGCCCGCUCACCACUCAGUACAUCUUCCAGAGAGUGAGCGCCGAGCUCGGAUUCAGCGGCAACCGGAGCCGAGGCUGCAACAGGUCCCAAGGGCCCGAGGCCGAGCUGGAGCGGGAGGUAGAGGCAAUGACUUCACACUGGAACCUGUACAUCAACAUGGGGGGUUUUGCUGUGGGACUUUUCUCCGUGACCCUGCUUGGACCAUGGAGUGACCGUGUUGGACGCAGGCCGAUCCUGAUCGUGCCUGCCCUUGGCUUGGCUCUGCAGUCAGCGAUCUAUCUCAUCGUCAUGUGCCAGGAGCUGCCAGUUGGUUACUUUCUGAUCGGUCGCCUACUGAGUGCCCUGAUGGGGGAUUUCAACAUCAUCCUGGCUGGAUGCUUCUCGUACAUCGCCGACAUCAGUGACAGGCAGUCACGCACGAUCCGCGUGGCCAUGUUGGAGUCAUGCCUGGGGAUCGCGGGGAUGUUUGGCAGCAUAAUCGGAGGGCAGUGGAGCAAGGCUCAGGGCUACACCAAUCCGUUCUGGCUAGUGUUGGCACUGAACCUGGCCACUGCAGUCUACAGCUUCGCCUUCAUCCGGGAGUCUGUGACUGCCAAGCGACCGGCCAAGCUGUUCACCAUGGAACACUAUAGGUCGGUGUACCGCCUGUUCUCCAGUGGCAGGCUCAGCCUUUGGCUGUAUGCACUCUCACUCUUCAUAGUGGUGACCGUGCACUUUGGAGUGAAGGACAUUCUGAUCCUCUUUGAGCUGAGCUCUCCUUUGUGCUGGGGGUCUGACUGGAUUGGAUACGGAUUGGCACUGGAGCACCUGACCUACCUGAGCAGUCUGUUGGGACUGAAGGUGAUGCAGCCAUGCAUUGGUGACAGUGGGAUCGCCGAGAUUGGCCUGCUGUCCAACAUGGCGGGCUUGGUGGUGUUUUCAGUGGCUGCAACCAGCUCUCUCAUGUUCACAGGAUACGGGCUGCGGUUUCUUACUAUGACUUCAACUCCGGUGCUCAGAGCCAAGAUGUCAAAGUUGGUGGAGGUGACAGAACAAGGAGCACUGUUCGCCUCAGUGGCGUGUGUGGAGAGUGCCUGCUCACUGGCAUCCACAGUGGUCUUCAGCUCCUUGUACCCUGCAACCCUCUACUUCAUGAAGGGAUUUUCAUUUCUCUUCGGUGCAGCUUUACUCCUUGUUCCAACAGCGAUUAUUGGGAUGCUGGCGUGCAGAGGGAUGGAGCUGCAGUACCGCCGAUUUGAAGACCCUGCCCGAGACGGCCCCCUUAGCACAGGCUGUGACUCCUCCAUUCAGAGUGGGUGAACCUCCUGGGAUCUUUCUCAAUUACCACCCCCCCUCCCAGUCAGUGUGGGCGAACCAGCAGCACCUCAGAUCCAAGCGGAUCUGCCCCCCCCACCCACCACGUCAGCUUACUGAGAGAUUUUCAUCAGAGAAUGAUACAAAGGGAGGCCCUUCAGCCCAUCCCCCCCAUGCCAGCUCUCUGCCAGAAUUACCCAGUAGUCUCCCUCGUCUGCCCUCUCCCACAUUCUUUGCACUGGAAUGUUUAUCCAGGUUGCCUUUGGAAGGUGCAGUUCAAACUGCUUCCACCACCCUUCAUAGUCAGGUCACCACUGACUGCAGAAAGGGAUUAACCACUGCUCUCCUCGCUGACCGUACUCUGUGCCCUUGAAUCACUGACCCUCAUAGAGUCAUACAGCACGGAAACAGGCCCUUCGGCCCAACUCGUCCAUGCCGACCACGUUGCCCACCUGAGCCAGUCCCAUUUGCCUGCACUUGGCCGAUUUCUCUCUAAACCUUUUGUAUCCACGUAGCUGUCUAAUGUCUUUUAAACGUUAUAACUGUACCCGCCUCUCCCACCUGCUCCUUCCAGCGGGAACAGAUUCUGCUCCAGUCAGAACACCUCUUGUGUUUUCCCCAAGCCUUCUAACUGUCAGGGAGGCGAUACACCACCCCCCCCCCCAUGUGCUCCCCACGAUCUGUGUUAGCCUUUGCUCAGAGAUUAAGUGCCAGGCUUCUCUGGAGGAAAGGACAGUUUUAAUAUCUAUAGUAUUACAAAUGAAUUCUGUUAAAUUUCAGGAAUUACCAAAAAUUAAGUACUAGAAAAUCACAAUUUUUUAAAAUUUAUAUUUGACUAUAAUUUUGUUGCUUUGGAAAAGGCGGGAAAAUGUGUGUUGUGAUGGUUUUCUUGUCAUGUACAAGGAAAGAAAGAUGUUGAUGUGUUUUUAACAGCAGAUGCUGCAAAUAAACUGACGCUGGGCACUGCCGA
Messenger RNA from Pristis pectinata (smalltooth sawfish), 2443 nucleotides. RefSeq names its product proton-coupled folate transporter-like. The transcript has 5 exons. The record is from RefSeq and is a predicted model, not a curated record. Bases 19 to 1479 code for a protein of 486 amino acids. Gene Ontology annotation, molecular function: transmembrane transporter activity. NCBI's taxonomy places the organism in Eukaryota, Metazoa, Chordata, Chondrichthyes, Rhinopristiformes, Pristidae. Gene Ontology annotation, biological process: transmembrane transport. Gene Ontology annotation, cellular component: plasma membrane.